This is a messenger RNA of Yamadazyma jaroonii, 1827 nucleotides long. The record is from the annotation of a GenBank genome assembly. NCBI's taxonomy places the organism in Eukaryota, Fungi, Ascomycota, Pichiomycetes, Serinales, Debaryomycetaceae.
AUGGAUUCACCUGUUAAGUAUCUAUCCGCUUAUGGGUUGUUGUCAUCAAUUGCUCUAGGGUAUACGAUCUAUGAUGCUAGGAAUAAUUCCAAUAAUUAUUUCACUUUGUUAUUUAGAUUAACUGAAGGAUUUAAUUUAGGGGUAGUUUUUAAUACUAUAUUAUGUGGCUUCAUUAUGGUUGGUUUAUUCCUCCAAUAUUUAUUAUUUGGUGAGCUUAGGAACAUCGAAAAGACCCAUAUCUAUGAAAGGUUAGUACAAUUCAUCAUCAACUUGCUUCUUACUUUCACAGUCCAAGAUAAAAAUUUGAUGUUGAAGUGUUUUUUGUUCAUGACAAGUUUAUUGUCUAAAAUCCUCCAUUCGAUUCUUUUCGAUAGAAUCGAUCACAUUAACGUUACUAUAGCCAAUACAUUGAUUGAUGGUUCACACACUAAAUGGGAGGUAUCAUUGUUAUAUUUGAAAAGUAAGAUAUAUUAUAUCAAUAUCAUCUUCUUCUCCAUGGAUUUGUUAAUGGCUAAAUUCUUAUUUUUUGAUGUUUUCCAAGGUAUUAAUUCCGUUAUUUGUCUUUUAUUUGGUUUCGAAUUUGCUAUGUUGGGUUUGAAAUGUUUAACUACUCUCUGUCAAACCAUUUUAACUGUUUACGAACAAGUUGUCUAUCCUAACAACGAUGAAGAUUUUGAAUUUGAUUCUGAUGUGGAACUCAAUGAGGAUGGGGAAGAUGAACAAGAUGAAGAAGUUGAUUCUGAUAAUCUUGAACAAAUUCAUGAUAAAAUUUGGGAGUCUAAACCUAUAUAUAGUAAAGGGAUUGAUUUCAUCAGUGCUUGUUUAAGAUGUGUAUCGUAUCUUGGAUUCCUUUAUUUGUUGAUUUAUCAUAGUUCAAUGAUUUUACCUUUCAAUGUCAUUCAAGGUAUUAUUGGUAGUGCUGCUAAUGCUUUCAAUGAGUUCAAGCAAUUGAAACUUAUUAUGCAAAGUUUAUCGAAAUUAUCAACUCAUUUACCUGAUGCUACUGAAGAUGACUUAAGAAAUGGUAAUGAUACUUGUACAGUUUGUAGAGACAGAAUGAUUACUGCCAAACAAUUCGAAAGGAAGUAUAAAAAGAAAUUACCCAAUUCCAAAAAGGUCAAAGUCUUACCUUGUAAACAUAUGGUUCACUUAGAUUGUUUUAAACCUUGGUUCGAGACUCAUGGUAACUGUACGAUGUGUAGACAACCUGUUUUCCCAGAAGAUCAACCUAAUGUGUCGUCAUCUUCACCUCCUGAACCUCCCGUUGCUCCAAAUGGAAUCCAUCAUCCUCCACCUCCACUUCCACCUCCACCUUUAGGGCAACCUCCUUUGAACACUUUUGAAGAAACUUUAAGAAAUAUGAGAAAUAUGAGAGAAACAAGAAUCCCUGAAAGAAGAGAAAGAUUCAAUAUUGACGGAGAUCCCAAUAAUAUUGCCAACCCACCACCUAAUGAAACUCCAGUAAAUAACGAAACACCCCAAGAACGUCCCGAAAGUCCUCCAAUACCAGAGGCUGUAAGAGAAGAGGAUACUCAAACCUCUAAUGAACAAUCUUCCAAUCAAAACUCAAAUCAAAACUCAAGACCUCAAGAACAGCCAUCCAACACUGAUGGCUUUCACCACAUCAAUUUACCCACCACAGCUAUUAUCCCACCAGGAUCAACUAUUCUCCCAAUUUCCAGAGCAAUUAUACCCGGUUCUAACUAUGAGAUAAGAAUCAAUCAUCAUACUACCAUUAAUAUGGUCAUGAGAACAAGAGAACCAGGACGUGAACUCAACAUAAUUGACCCUAAUUUCCACCAAAAUCAAUCAAAUAGUGAGGAUUGA